This is a messenger RNA of Psylliodes chrysocephalus, 774 nucleotides long. NCBI's taxonomy places the organism in Eukaryota, Metazoa, Arthropoda, Insecta, Coleoptera, Chrysomelidae. The record is from the annotation of a GenBank genome assembly.
AUGGGGAUUAAAAUUUAUAUCAGUGGUAGUUCUGGUAAUAAAGAGGUCAAAAAAAGACAACAAAGAGUACUCUUAAUUUUGGAUUCAAAGAAUGUUAAAUAUGAGGUAAUAGACAUAGCAGAACCUGGAGCAGAGGAGGCCAAAGAUUUCAUGCAAAAUAAUUCUACAGGUUUAGGUGCUACUAUUGGUGACCCUAGUCCUAGACAUGCAUUACCACCUCAAAUUUUUAAUGAUGAUUUGUACUGUGGUGACUAUGACAUGUUUGAUAUGGCAAAUGAGAUUGAUGAGAUGGAAGUAUUUCUUAAACUCGAACCAAACUCUUUAAAUGAACAAAUUUCUACUUUUGAAACAAAGCUUAAAAAUGGUGACUUGUCGAUCGAUGAAAAAAUUGAUAAGGUCAUCGGUACCAAAAUAAAUGAUGAAGAAAUUAAAAAUGAACAAGACAAACUAGAGGAGGAUGAUAAAAAAGUAGAAAAUGAAGAAGAUAAUAGUGUAGAAAAAAAAGACAACAAUGAAGAAAGUGCAGAAAAAAGAGAAGACAAAGAGGACGGAAGUGCAGAAAAGGAAGAAGAUACAAUAGAAGGAAAGGAAGAAAAAGAGAUAGGUGAAGAUGUAGAAAACAAAGAAGUAGAUAAAGAAAGUAAAUCGGAAAAAAAUGAAAACGAGGAUGGAGACGCUGCUGGCGAUAAAACAGAUGAAAAUGCUGAAGACAUGAAAGAUAAUGAUGAAAAAGAAGAAUUGGAAAAAGAAGCAUCUCCUGAAAAGUCUGAAUAA